CACGAAGCUGCCAACCUCAUAAUGGCUAAAAGCACGAAGAAAUCGACUCGGAAAUUCGAGAAGAAUCACCUUAGGGAUACUCUCGAGAAGCGAAAAGCUGGUGCAAAGAUCAAACAACGACAGCAAGUCAAAGCCAAGAAACAGGCUCGAAAUGCGAAAGAUGCAGAAUUCUUGGGUGCAAAAGAUGGAGAGGAAGAGCCUCAGAAGACAAAGACUGUCAAGGAAGACCCUUUCGGAAAGAUGAGUGUGGACGAGUUUUUCCAAGGCGGAUUUGAAAUUCCUGAAAUGUCUGCGAAGAAAUCGAAGACAUCGAAGAAAGCAGUCCACGAGAAGUUAGGAAAGAGGAAGAGGACGGAACCGGAAGAAGACGAGGAUGAUUCUUCAGAGGCUUCUUUCGAAGAGGCGCCAGUACUGAGCGACAGCGAGGACGGGAGUGGCGAAGAAGACGAGACUGGCAUGAGUAAGGGUGCGAUGGACGCUUUAGCUGAGAAGGAUCCCGAAUUCUACAAAUAUCUGAAGGAGCACGAUCCCGAAGCUCUCGAUUUCGACGAAGAUGCAGAUUUGGCAGAGGUUGACGGGCUGAGUGACAGCGAAACCGAAGCGCCGCCCAAAAAGAAGAAGCAAAAGAAGGCUAAGAAAAUGCCCAUUGAGGAAGAAGAGGAGGAGACUGAAGAGGACGAAACCGAGGACCUGGCGGAAGUGACAAAAGCCAUGGUUGCAAAAUGGACGAAAGCUAUGAAAGAACAACAUUCAUUGCGUGCAAUGCGACAAGUGGCACUUGCUUUUAGGUCUGCUGCUCAUGUCAAUGAAGAUGAGGGGAAGGAAUAUAAGUAUACGAUAUCGAGCCCCCACGUCUACCAUGAAUUGCUCGUCACAGCUCUCAAGAAUAUUCCCGAGGUCCUCAAUUACCAUUUACCCGUCAAGGAAAGCGCUGCUGGAAAGGUUCGAGUUUCGACGGAUUCAAAGAAAUUUAAGACUUUGACGGCUCUUCUUAAAUCACACUCCUCAUCCGUUCACCACCUCCUCACGACCCUCUCCGAUGAAUCGACACUCAAGCUCACACUCUCUUCCAUCACACCUCUUUUGCCAUACCUCUUAUCUUUUAAGAAAGUCCUCAAGAACAUAGUCAAGAGUGUUGUCGAUAUCUGGUCAGAUUCGUCAAGUACGGAAGCCACUCGAAUUACCGCGUUCUUGGUUCUUCGGAGGUUGACUGUGAUCGGAGAUCCUGGUUUGCGGGAAGCCGUCUUGAAGACUGUGUAUCAGGGCUUGGUCAAAGGCAGUCGGAAUACCACAAUACACACCACCCAGGGAAUAAAUUUAGUGAUGAAUUCAGCGGCAGAACUGUGGGGGAUUGACCAGGCCGUUGGAUAUACCACCGGCUUCACAUUCAUACGCCAAUUGGCCAUUCAUCUCCGAUCUAGCAUCACAAACAACCAGAAAGAGUCGUACAAGACUGUCUACAAUUGGCAAUAUGUGCACUCUUUAAACUUCUGGUCUUGCGUGUUAUCAGAGCAUUGCAGUCCUGUCAAGGAAGCGGAGAUUGGCAAAGAGUCGCCAUUACGAGAUCUGAUCUACCCUACUGUUCAAGUCACACUAGGUGCUAUGCGACUUAUUCCCACAGCCACAUACUUCCCCCUCCGAUUUCAUAUGAUACGAUCACUUCUCAGGAUAUCCCGAGCAACUGGUACCUACAUCCCCUUGGCAUCGGCAUUACUCGAGGUUCUAAACUCUGCUGAGAUGAAGAAACCACCGAAGCCUAGCACUCUGAAGAGCCUCGAUUUUGCCUCAAAUUACAAAGCCCAAAAAUCAUACCUGCGAACACGGGUUUACCAAGAUGGAGUGGGUGAACAAGUCGCUGAGCUUCUGUCAGAAUUCUUCGUGCUGUGGUCAACCAGCAUCGCUUUCCCUGAGCUGGCUUUACCUGUGAUUGUCAUGCUGAAGCGAUGGCUUAAGGAGGUGAACAACAAGGGCUCAGGAAACAAAAACAGUAAGAUCAACUCCGGAAUAUUAUUAGUAAUACAGAAACUGGAGGCCAAUGGCAAGUGGAUCGAAGAGCGGAGAUCAAAAGUCGACUUCGCACCAAAUGACAGAGCCGGUGUUGAAGGGUUCCUGAAGGGAUUCGAAUGGGAGAAGACACCUCUUGGUGCGUUUGUCGUCGGGCAGAGAAAGCAAAGAGAGGAGAAGGCGAGACUUAUGGAGGAAGGCAGACGAGAAGAAGAUCGGAAGAGAAGGCUCGAUCGAGAAAAGGAGAAAGCUGUGGAGGGAAGUGAUGAAGAUAUGGAGGAUGUCGAUGAAGACGAUGACUCCGAGGCUAGAUUCGGAGAUGAAGAGUAGUAUUCUCAUGCCUGGAAUGCUUACGAAUUGGUUUUGGCGGAGUUUGGCGUCCCAAAACUGCAACGGCAGGAAUCUGUAUUGGCCUUAUAUGAAUCACUUCCAAAAAGGAUGCACACCACUGUCUUCCAUUUGUGAUCGAACUUGCUAAGUAUGGCCAGUUCUGCCCCUGUUCAUUAUGCCGGGCUUAAAAGACAAUCCCACACCCUGUUG
Messenger RNA from Hyaloscypha bicolor E, 2544 nucleotides. Its product is annotated as Noc2-domain-containing protein. Gene Ontology annotation, cellular component: nucleolus; nucleoplasm; Noc1p-Noc2p complex. Gene Ontology annotation, biological process: ribosomal large subunit biogenesis. The coding region runs from base 22 to 2334 and encodes 770 amino acids. The record is from RefSeq and is a predicted model, not a curated record. Lineage: Eukaryota; Fungi; Ascomycota; Leotiomycetes; Helotiales; Hyaloscyphaceae. The transcript has a single exon.